Messenger RNA from Panicum hallii, 2327 nucleotides. RefSeq lists its product as uncharacterized. The transcript has a single exon. Bases 767 to 2209 code for a protein of 480 amino acids. The record is from RefSeq and is a predicted model, not a curated record. Gene Ontology annotation, biological process: positive regulation of growth. NCBI's taxonomy places the organism in Eukaryota, Viridiplantae, Streptophyta, Magnoliopsida, Poales, Poaceae.
GCAAGGCAACAAGGUCAAAAGGCUACUCCUUUAUAAUUAACAUGAGAGAUCGGGGGAGAGGGGGUAGCUGGUCAAAACCAUUGAGCAUCGUCAUCAAGGAAACAUGCCAUGAUCUAUGUAUGGUUGACAAGAGACUACGAGAGAUGGAUCGGAUCUCUCGUUAUCUUGAUGUACAUACAUAUAUAUGAGUAUUCGAUAGUACUAUAUAGUAGUUAAUUGCCCCUAGUAGCUUGGAUGCUGACAGCUGAAAACAAGGAAAAUCUCGGAUGGAUUCAGGUGUUUUCCACAUUCGUCAAGCAAAUUAGAGGCACACAGGAGCACGCACUGCUGGCUGAUUGAGCAUGUGUCAGUGUGGUGUCGUCUCCCCUCUGGCUUGGCCAUGGCCUUUUCCUUCUGGAGGUGCGCGCAUGGCGAUAGAUCAAGACCUACCCUACGGUACCCUACCGGUUAAGGUCAGAUGCAAUGCAAAGAUGGAUGGAUGGAUGGAUGGAUGGAUGGAUGACGCAGAUGUCUCUCCACACCCAACCCAACCCACGCCACACCACGUUACCACCUACUAGUUGAUUGAUGUUACCUUAAACACCUUCCAUUUUCUUAAUAAUUACUGUACUUCUCCUCUUUCUGGCAGAGUGCCAGACUGGCAGUGGUGUUGCCACUGCCUGCUUCUUCUUGCUUCCAUUGAUAUCAAUCACACAUACUCGUAGCUAGCAGCUAGCAGCACGCAGCAGCAGAAGAGGCUGCUUAGGUAGAGCUCCAUCCAGCCGAGAUGCCCAUGGCUCUCGACUCAUGGCUCUCCAAGGUCCGGUCGGCCAUGUCCUCUGCCAAGCCCUCCGGGGCGCCGCCGGGCCCCAGGAAGACCAGCGUCGGCAUCCUUGCCUUCGAGGUCGCCAGCCUCAUGUCCAAGCUCCUCCACAUGUGGCGCGCCGUCGGGGACGCCGCCGUCGCGCGCCUCCGCCACGACACCAUCAACCUCGACGGCGUCCGCAAGGUCGUCUCCGACGACGACGACUUCCUCCUCGGCCUCGCCUGCGCCGAGCUCGUCGACGCGCUCAGGGCCGCCUCCGACUCCGUCGCCGCGCUCGCCGCGCGCUGCGCGGACCCCGCCCUCCGUGACUUCAGGGACGCCUUCUUGGAGUUGGCCGACACCGGCCGCGACCGCCACCGGUGGGCGGCGCCCAGCUGGAAGGAGAUGGACACGAGGGCGCACAAGAUGGAGAAGCAGGUGGCCAGCACCACUGCGCUCCGCAGGGCCAUGGAGGAGCUAGCAGAGACCGAGCACGGCCUCCGGAAGCUCCUCCAGUGCGGCAACGGAGGCGGCGGGUGCCACCGGCGCAGCCUGUCGGCGAGCAAGAUCUCGGUCGCGGCGGAGCAGCAGCAGCUGAUUUUCUCCAAGAAGCAGGAGGUGAAGCACCUCAAGCAGACGUCGCUGUGGGGCUGCACCUUCGACGCCGUCGUCGCGUCGCUGGCGAGGGCGGCAUUCACCACCCUCGCGCGGAUCAAGCUCAUCUUCGGCGCUGGCCAAGAAGAGCGCCAUCCGCCGCUCCACCGCAGCCUGACGCUCUCCUCGGCUGUCCACCCGUCAUCCUUUGACGCGCCGCCGCUGUCGCGCAAGUCCAUGUCAAUGGAGGAGCUGCUGUUCGACCAAUCCCUGGCUGCUUCGAAACGUGGCGGGUUCUUCGAUGAAAGCUCGGCGGCGAUGACGCCGCCGCCGGGGACGCUGGGCGCGGCCGCGCUGGCGCCGCGGUACGCCGGGGUGGUGAUCUCGAUCGAGCGGAUGGCAAGGUCGCCGCGGCAGGUUGGUCCCGAGGAGCGGGACGAGCUGUACGGCAUGCUGACGGCGAGCGUGCGCGCGCAGCUUCGGGCGCGGCUGCGCGGCGCGGUGCCGGCGGCCGACCCUGGCCUGGCCGGGCAGUGGCGCGCGGCGCUGGCGGGGAUCCUGGAGUGGCUGGCGCCGAUGGCGCACGCGACGAUGCGGUGGCAGGCGGAGCGCAGCUUGGAGCGGAGGAACACGGAGGCGGCGGCGCCUGGGGGGAACACGAACACGAACGUGCUGCUACUGCAGACGCUGCACAUGGCGGACCGCGGCAAGGUGGAGGCCGCGGUGGUGGAGCUGCUCGUGGGGCUCAACUACGUGUGGCGGUUCGACAAGGAGAUGAGCUGCCGCGCGCUGUUCGCCGUGCACCGGCAGCUGAUGGCAAUGGAACAGUAGUCCGGCGAGGAGGUUGAUCAGAUUUGGUGUUUGGAUUUUCGUUUUUUUUUCUUUUUGGCUACUGUAUGUGUACAAUAUAGCAACCACUAGUCUAUAUAUCUGCAUGGAUUUUUGUGGA